AACAUUAAGAGUGACUUCUCAUAUAACCAUGAAAAGUCAGUAAAUUUUAGUCACAGAUCCAGCUUGUGACAGUGUCUAGAUUUAGUUCUAAAUUAGAUCUAGUUUAUAAAGAUAAUUGGCACAUAACUUGAAAACUUCGUGAAUUUUAGUCAAUUUAAUUAUCUCGAUCAGUGUUUCCCCAACUUUUUCUAUAACUGAAUACUUCGCACAUUUGGAGUAUUUUGUGGAUAUCAGGCAUGAUAUCAGCAAUCUGAAUUCUAAAUCUGAUCUGGUGUGGUGUGAAGCCUUUUUCUAUACUUUGUUGCAACAUAAAAAGAAAAACCUGCUGCACACAAAUAGGCUGUAAAACCCUGGAAUGUAACUCUAGGAACUGAAGUAAAAUAACAAGCAGCUUGUUCUCAAAUAUUUUGAUACUCUUCUGACAAACUCAACCAGAAAUCAUUGAAAGGUUGAUGCUGAUCCGUUGAAGCAUGUUUCAAAUGACACAACUGAUAAGAAAUGUACCUACCAUCACCAGCAAAAAGAAAGUAUUUGUGUUAGGGGUUGUCUUCUUUGUGUUCAUCUACUUAUUAAUUCACGUAAAAAGUUUUCAGAAAAUAGCCAACAACUUUAUUAUCAGACCUUGUGAUAAUGAGCACUCAAGAAAUAUCAUCACUCAAAUAUGUUCUCUCUACAAGUCUGGUGAAAUCAAUGGAACUUUAUGUGAACCAUUAUGUAACACUUACCAAGUUACAUUUACAAAGUGCCUGAACUACAGAAGUGGUAAGUUUGUUAUCCAAGCUGAAUGCAAUGACAUGUGUGUCCCAAGGGUCACAGUCUCUGCUGUAUUGAAAAUGAGCAGAAUCAAGGAGGCCAGCGUAAAGGACUACAUAGAAUCCAUUGGCCUAGAGCUGUUGCGUCUGGUGAACAGCAACAUUCAAACUAUACUUGGGCAGAUGAACCUACAUAACUACUCUGUUAGCUCUGAAAGCCUCUCAGUCAUCACCGCUGACCUGCUGAAGUCUGAGUAUGGAUUUCUGAGCAGAGACAAUCAGAACGUUCUUAACAACCUAUGGGGCAAUGACUACUACACAAGGUUCACAGGGACAGUCACCUCGUUUAUUUAUGCUAGGUCCUACUGGUCUGUUGUGAAACAAAAUGAGUUCAGAGUCUCACAAUUUUUUAACAACUGGGAUGUUUUUCCAAAAAUUUAUGCCUUUUGUGGGCCAUUGUACAUUACUGAAAACAUUCCAUCCCUGAAGUCUAUUGAUAAACUUAUCCCCAUUUUAAGCAGUGAGUUCCCUUCCUGGAACAAAAGAGCUACCCUGGCUAAGCAAAUACUCAACUUUGUAAAAAGAACUGAUGAAAUGGAGCACCCUAUACACUUCUGUGACAUCAAGUCCCCACAUUUUGGGUUCACUUAUGAUGACAAUGUGCGAUUCAUUGAUGCUGAUUUAGUCAUAGCUGAUGAGGCUCUGAGCUCAAGCCUUGGCUCACUCAAGUGUGUGAAACAUGAAGAUUGUGCUAUAUACGACUGCCAGGGUUGGUGUGACCUUAAGGCAGGCUACUGCACCAAGAUUAGGACAAACAACAAUUUACAGUCUGUGUGUGCCAAGAUUUUCCGCAGUGAAAUUAUCUCAGCCUAUGGAGGACUGCUGAGUUCACCUCCUAAACAUAUUGCUGAUAAGUUGACAGCUCUAGUCAACAAGUGUGCAGAUGAGGUGACCACAAAUGACCAAGGAGUAUCUAUGCAGAGGCCAGAUAUACAGGUUUUAACAACUCUACAGAAAUAUCUCAAUGAAAGCUUGAGCUGAAACCUGGAACAAGUUUUUUUCUUUGUUUUAGUUAAGUGAACAAUCUUUCUUUCAAAUUAUUUAGUAUGUGAUGCAUAUAAAUAGUGAGCUCAUUAUAUGUUAUUUUAAUGCACUGAGCUAAUUAUUUGGUGAGUUCAAAUUAAGAUUUGAUCAUGCAGUCAGUUCAAACCAUGAUAAUUUUAGCAUAAUAUUGUAUAUUAUAUAAUAUUUAUAACAGUAUGAUAUUGAUACAGUAUUGAUACUUGUCUAUUACUAACGGACAAUUAUGGAAAUGGACUUAAAAGAACAAAUAAACACAGUCUGCCUUGAGAAGUGGUUAACAAAUGUAUUUACUCUGCAAAUAGACAUGUCAGAGGGGUACAAGAUUUAAGUGUAUUCUUCUGUUACUAAGGGUUGUAUCAUAACUAAUAGAUUAGCCAAGGUAUUUCUACACUGUCAAUCAGUUAUAUUAUAUUAAUAUAUACUAUGCAUAUUAUGUUUCUAAAGUUUGAUCUUGUAAAAUCUUUCUCUUGAGAACUUAUAAAAUAUUUCUCUUAUGACCAUGUAAUACAUGCUGAUGUUAGCAACCAAUAGAAAAACUUGCCAGAUAAUAUAUGAUAGUAAUUAAAUGAACACCCUUUAGAAGAUCUUGCUGUUAAAUAUUGUUAAGUAUUUCUGUUUCCGUGCCAGCAAUAGACAAGGUUAUCAUGAGACCAGUACAAUCCAUUUGCCUUUUUCCCAGCUUAAAGUCAAGUCCUUUGACAGGUUUAAGAAUUUAAAUCAUGAAAAAAAUAUAUGGUCCUCCUGUCUCCACCUGGACUUGACCAUGCAGUCUUCAGAUUGACAACUGUCAAAUUAAUCUUUUUUUUUUCUUCAUUGUAUGGAGGGGCGGUGGCUGGGCCGUAAAGAGCUUCUAAACUGGGGGUCCUGGGUACGAAUCCUGGUGGAGACUGGGGUUUUUAAUUUCAGGAUCUUUGGGCGCCUCUGAAUCCACCCAGCUCUAACGGGUACCUGACAUUAGUUGGGGAAAAGUAAAGGUGGUUGGUCGUUGUGCUGGCCACAUGACACCCUGUGUUAACCGUAGACCAGAGAAACAGAUACCUUUAUAAGGUCUGAAAGGGGGAUUUUUUUUUUUCAUUUUAACAAUCAACACAUACCAAUUAUAUACAAGGGCAGACAAUGCAUGCAUGCAGAUCUUUGUUUAACUGUACUCUAAUAAUAUUAGAAAAAAAAAUCUCAAUAGUAUGAACCUUCCAGCAUAAGGUUUGAUUGACCUUGUUGUUUUUUUUAGAAUAAGCUUGUAGUGCUUUUUAGCUCAUUGCAUUACUGCUGUAGUAAGAUGACUUGAUAUUAGCUACUAUUCCAAGUGGUAUAGAAGUAGUUUUUUUUAUAUAUAUAUAAUAUUUUAAUUGAAUUUUAUCAAUAGGAGCUUUUAUCUUGUAUUUGUGUUUGUGUAUAUAGAAAUUAUAUAAUUUCAUAAGGCUUAAACAGUUUCUGAAUUUACUCUGCUGCUAUAUAAAACAUUUACUAGGGGUGUAAGAGCCCUUUCUUUUUGUGUUGUGAAACUAGUGGAUAUCAAUAGAUAUAUGAGGAGUGACUUAAAAGGAAAUCUUACUUUCUAGAUAUCUUAGAAUGGGUAACAUUUCAUUGCUUUUUACUAGAUAUUUUUCAGCUGUAAAGUUGCUGUUUGUUAAGAUAAAUGGUUCUCCUGAUGACCUGUGGGUAUGCUGCAGCCAACACAAUGAUCUGCAAUGCUUAUUAUUUCAUGUAUCACUUUUUCUUUAAAUCUUGUAAGUUUGCUAAAUUUAAAAUAUGUUUUCGCUUGACUGUCAUCCCACUAAUGAAUUUGAUAUAUUGAUGCUGGUGUUAUAUUUGUAUCUCUACAUUGGUCAUAUUAACAUAUUAUUUUUUAAUCAAAGUAUUUUGUACAUAUGUUUUGGUGGGUUGCUUGUUUUCUAACUAAAUCUUAUAUUUUGUAUAAGUUGAUCAUAAUCAAUUUUUUGGGGUGAAAUGUGAUAUGUAUAUAUUAUAUUGUAUAUAAAAUGAUAGAUAAGGUGGACAUCUUUGCUGGCGAGGAUGAGCAUGACUUUGUUUCUUGUUUUAUUUUGGUCUGGGCUCAAAGAGCUCUUCCUUUAUGUUGCAGCACAUAUCAGAAUAAAACAUAGACUAGUGCAAACUAUGACCAGUGGACCAACUCUGAACCAGUAAAAUUGAGAAUUAUACUUCCAUCAAAAUAAAAGUUGUUGUUUUUUUGUAUAUGAGUUGAUGCUGUCUGUCACCUGAACAAAAUAAAUGUUAAGAUACAAGAAGAAAAUCAGUUUAUUUACAAUAUUUGGGUCCUUCUUUAAAUUUCAAACAAUACUUUGUUCUCUAAGAGGAACUCCAAGGCUAAUUUGAAAGAUUUCAAAAACAUAAUUGCAGUUUUAAAAAAUUGUUAUUUUCAGGAAGUCUUUUAAAGUGGAUUUCACAUUAAUAGAACUGAGUAAUAUUCUUCUCAAUUAUAGAUAUUAUAAAAGUUUAAUUUUUUCUAGGGCUUUUCAAAAUCCACUUUUCCAAAUUCAAUAUCUCAUGAUCAGAGAAUUUGUGAAUGAAUUGAUAUUUGAACCAACUACUGGUGAACUGUUAUCAAAACUCAUGCAUAUACCAUUUUACAGUAUUUUUUUAAAUAAAUAUUAUGGCCCAUCAAAAUCUUUGCUUUUAGAUUUUAACACCGCUCCUUAAGUUUGCUCAUCACUUGUCUAGCUGAUGUUGUGAUUAUUUGAAGUUACUCCCAUCAAAUUAGAAUAGAAGAGAAAUAUAAAAAAUUGCAGGUUUUAAGGUCAACAUUCCAUGUAAUUUUAAAAUAGUUGAAAGGGGAGACUGUAGAUAAAUGCUUGUUUGUUGUGUUUGGAUAUUUCAGUGAAGACAGAACUGUUGUUGUGUUUGGAUAUUUCAUUUUUAUUUUUUUUUUUAGUAUAGCCAUGGCUCCUUGAUUAUUUGUGUUAUAACCAUUUAUGUUAACAAAUAUUUUGUACUCUCUUUAUUUUCACUGUUUUAGUCCCAGAAAACAUUUUUGAGUUGAAGCAUUUCUGUUACUAUUUACUCUGUGCAUGCUUUGUAUAUUUGUAUAGUCGUGUUCUCUCACAUGAUAUAUAUCUAUGGCCUCCUUCAGUCGCAAGCAACUAUGGAUCAUCUCAUGGAAAUGGGAUGAUUGCCUGGGCAUUGGCUGUGGUUGGAAUGAUGUCGCCCACGCAUCAGUUCCCCCCCUCUCCACGCAGCUGAUGUAUCCAAAGGAACGGCAGUGCCGAUACAGUUUGUGGUCAUCGGCGUCACAGGUUCUGCCAGGGUGUAGCACUGGGUGCUGCAAACUUAGGAUCGCCAGCUCCUGAUUUUUCCUCGGGGUUGACUCCCGUAGUCUUUCCCAUGAUUGGGUAUAGCUGCAAGGCAACAGAGGUUUGAAUUUAGAGUUUUCCUUCUAGGUGGGUAGCCAGCCAUGGCUAACGAGCCCCUCCUGCCCGAAGCUAACUGGUUUCAAUGAUUUUCCCAAGUUAUAGUGCAUGACAUUAUGCAUGCUCUCUUCCAAGAAGAUUUAUUCAGUUACUAAAUCAUGACUAGACCAAGGGAGCUAAACAAGGUUCAGCCUUAGUAGAUCAUUCUCUUCUGUUUGAAAGUGACUGACUAGCUUGUACUCAAGUGUUAUGAAAUUAAAUUAAAACAGAACUGAAAAUACUAUGCUCAGCUUGCUGUACACAGAUUUGACUUUAAAACCACAACAUACUUUUACCUUCAUCAGUGUGGGAAUCUACAUUUUAUCUUUGGAAUGUUUUCAUAUCCAUACUUCAUACAAACUUUUUCUAAGUUAAUGAAAAGGCUCAUUGAAAAACUUGUUAGCUUUAUUGGUAAUAUCAGUUUUGGACUAAUGUUGGAUCCUAGUUUUAAAAAAGCAAAGUAUUUCUAACAUUUUUGUACAUGUACUUACUGUUAUCAUGUGUACAAAGUAUUACCUUCUGCUUGGCUUAUUUGAAGUUAUUACAACUUUUACUAUUCUGACUUUCAUGUAUUUGCUUGGGUUCAGUUUAGGUGGCUAGUAACUAUUACAUUUUCACUCAUUACCGAUUAUAUUUAUUUUUAUCACACUGUUGAGUUCAAGUUUAUUACUUUUUUCCCCAAUUUAGCUGCAAGUUGUUAUGCCUAUACUGCUUAAGUAAUUAAACCUUCAAUAUUUUUUUUCCCAUCACUGAUACAACAUUCCAGUCCAAUAGUCUGCUUGACUUGUAGCAUUACUCCUAUACUAUUGUUGUUCACAUGUACUUAUGUUAAGCAUAUGACUACCACUUGUGGAUGUCUAUAGUAUAUAUUUAUACUAUUUUAAAAAUAUAGAUCAAAUACUACAAACCAUUUUAUUGUAUUAAACUUUCACUGCUGGAGUAUUAUUUUUAUUUCAGAAAAGUAAAAGUAUUAUCUAUGAAACUGAAAAUGACAUUUUUUUUUAUUCCUUUGUGUAGCAUUCUUUGAUUUUAUAGUAGUUUGUUUUAAAUUUGUAUUCAAUGUAGGAUGUUAGUUUAGCAGCAGUUUUUUUUUUUAAUUUAUUUUCUCCUAGUUUAGCUUUGUUUGUUAUCUUAUGUUGCAGAUGGCUAAUAAAAAUUAACAAUUUUUCACCAACACCUUUUCAGACUGCUUGUUACUAAAAAUUCUCAACACAAAACCAUUAUUAGACAAAAGAGUUUAUUCCAACUGACAUGAUAGUCUGCCACUCUCUCACACACACAGAAACUUGAAUGAAACAGUGAACUAUUCAACUAACACAUACACUUACAAUAAAUAGCUAAGGAGUACAGAUAUGAAGAAAAAAGUGGAUUCAAUAUCACAUCAUGUUCUUAAAAACUAAAAAAUUUGUUAAGUCUUGAGAAUUUAAAGAGUUUACAAUUGGGUUUAAUUUUGCAAAAUUUCAUUACUGUACCUAAAUUGCCAAGGAAGGUAUUGUUCAUUAAAUAAAUGUACCCAGUAUCUGUAUAGAACUCUAGAACUAGUUUAAGAGAACCAAUAACAUCUUGAGAACAGUAAAUGAAGACAAUGAUUCAUAUAGGUUCAGAUAAAAGAGUCUAGGCAGGACUCGUGAUUUUGAAAAACCAAAGGGAGAGAAUAUAUUGUUAUUGUUUCACAUUUGUCACACAUCAGCAAAGUUUUUCUUUUCCUCAAAAUUAUGCAAGGAAUUUAAGUUACCAAGGAAAGCUUUGGAUCAGGAACACUAUUUUUAAAGAAAUAAAAUAAAACAGUUCUUUCAUUCUUAUCUUCAGGAUUGCAAUGUGUUCAUUUGAUUGAAGGCUAAUUACAAAAAUACUAUGGGUUGUUUAUUUUAAAUCUCCUUUCAUUAAAUUGACAAAACAAAACUAAUGGGGAGAAGAGCCCUCUUUUCAGCCAUUCAUAUGCAUUCAUCAUUGAAUGAAAAAAAAAAUCUGGACUACAUGUUUAACCAAGCUUAAAUGACAAGACAGAGUGCCAAAUUACACAAGUGAACCUCAAACCAAAGUAUAAACCAAGUGUCAUGACAAAUGAUCUGUUCACCCCACAAUCAAAUAUUGCACAUUGAAAAUAAAAUAAAACACUCAUCACUACAUGCUGAUCCAUGUAAUAGUCAGUUUGGUUUUGGGUUUGACUAAGUUCUAGGAUGAACCAAAUGAAAAGAAAAAAAAUAUUCUCUCAAUAUUUAAUGGGAAAAGAUUAGGGAGGGGGGGGUCUCAAACGUUUUACAUUAUUUCCUUAAAAUGUCCCAAUGGAAUAAUAACCAUGCCCAAGACCUCCCUAAACAUUAAAUGGAGCAGAUAUCAAACAUUCACCCCAACAAUAGAUGAGCACAACACAGUAGGAUUAAUUAUGUUUAGAUCAUGUCCAAAAAAAAAAAAGAACAAAAA
Biomphalaria glabrata is the source of this 7663-nucleotide messenger RNA. Its product is annotated as divergent protein kinase domain 1C-like. NCBI's taxonomy places the organism in Eukaryota, Metazoa, Mollusca, Gastropoda, Planorbidae. Bases 471 to 1793 code for a protein of 440 amino acids. The transcript is spliced from 4 exons. The record is from RefSeq and is a predicted model, not a curated record.